CCUUUUCGUCCAUAACCCAUGACCGAAGUCAUUCUCUGACUCAUAACCUCCUUUGACAACUCGUGAAAUAUUUUUGCAUUUGCACGUGUGUGUUUCGGGUUUUUCAUUAAUAAUCAUCGUUAUUAUUACAAAUAUACUAAAACGAUCGACGAGAAAGACACUUAAGAGAUUGAAGGCCAACACAAUGUCGUCGAGGAAUCCAAUGAGAAGAAUCAACGAGCUGGAAUCAAGAAUAGACUAUGUCCAGUGCGAUGGUCUGGCAGCAAUGAAGAUCAUCAAACAUUGUCACGAAGAAUCGACAAGUAAUAUGGAAGUAGCCCAAGGCGCUCUUCUCGGGCUGGUUGUUCAGAAUCGUCUGGAAGUCACUAACUGCUUCCCAUUUCCAAAAAACGACGAAUUAACGGAGGAGGAGGAGUACCAGCUGGCAGUUAUGCGGCGUCUUAGAAGAGUCAAUGUCGAUCAUUUUCACGUUGGCUGGUACCAGAGUGCAGAUGUCGGUAAUUUCUUGAGCGUCAGUCUUCUGGAAUCUCAAUAUCACUAUCAGACAUCAAUCGAAGAAUCUGUGGUUGUCAUUUAUGAUACAGCCAAGUCAGGUAGAGGGUUUCUGACGAUCAAAGCUUAUCGUCUGACCCCGCAGGCUAUUCAAAUGUACAAAGAAGGUGAAUUUACCCCCGAGGCCCUUCGCACCCUCAAAAUUGGCUACGAAAAUCUCUUCAUCGAGAUUCCAAUUGUCGUCAGAAAUAGUAAUUUGACAAAUAUAAUGAUAUCUGAGCUGGAGGAAAUGAUUCCAGAGGAACAGGGGACUAAGUAUCUUGAUCUGGGAACAGCAUCAGUCCUUGAAGGACAGCUCAGGUGCAUGAUGGAUCGCGUUGAUGAACUCAAUCAGGAAGCUAUUAAAUUUAACCGGUAUCAACAUCUUGUUGUUCGUCAACAACAAGACAAGAAUCGUCUGCUUCAGAAGAGAGCCCAAGAAAAUGCUGCCAGAGUUGCCAAGGAUGAACCUCCCCUGCCUGAUGAUGAUAUCAACAAGCUGCUGAGGCCUCUUCCCGUACCACCCCGCCUCAACCCCAUGAUCGUUGCAGGACAGAUCAGUACUUACAGCCAGCACAUUUCACAGUUCUGUGCUCAGAGUCUUGCGAAAUUAUACAUUACGCAGAGUUUACAGACUGCUAAGGAAGCUAAGUCUACAAAUUGAUGGAUAUGAAGAAUCAACAGUCAUUCCUAAACAUGAGUGUAAAAUCAUCCAGCUAUUGAACUACUCCAAUUUGUAAUUCGAAAUAAUAUUGAAUAAAAAAGUGAGAAAUA
This is a messenger RNA of Diachasmimorpha longicaudata, 1305 nucleotides long. It is a transcript of the gene eIF3h, whose product is annotated as eukaryotic translation initiation factor 3 subunit H. The record is from RefSeq and is a predicted model, not a curated record. The transcript is spliced from 2 exons. The coding region runs from base 185 to 1195 and encodes 336 amino acids. Gene Ontology annotation, molecular function: translation initiation factor activity; protein binding; metallopeptidase activity. Lineage: Eukaryota; Metazoa; Arthropoda; Insecta; Hymenoptera; Braconidae. Gene Ontology annotation, cellular component: eukaryotic 43S preinitiation complex; cytosol; eukaryotic translation initiation factor 3 complex.